AUGGCCGACUUCUUUGCUGUUGUUUUUUCCACUCCCGCUGACAAGGCUGUUGCCUCUGCACGCUCUCAAAAUUCCGAAAAGACUGAGGGGUACACAUCAGCUGUAGCCACUCACUCUCAGCCUAACGAGGCGACUCAAACCAAAUCCUCCGGAUCAAACUUCUCGAUGUGCGAAAUCAUCAUGUAA
Rhizoctonia solani is the source of this 186-nucleotide messenger RNA. RefSeq lists its product as uncharacterized. NCBI's taxonomy places the organism in Eukaryota, Fungi, Basidiomycota, Agaricomycetes, Cantharellales, Ceratobasidiaceae. The record is from RefSeq and is a predicted model, not a curated record. The coding region runs from base 1 to 186 and encodes 61 amino acids. The transcript has 2 exons.